AUGAGCGCUCCCGGGUCGAGCCGUCGCUGCAAAGCACAAGUGUCCCGCGUAGUCUCCUUCAGCGCGAGCCACCGGCUCCACAGCAAAUCGCUGAGUAAUGAGGAAAACUUGAAACUGUUUGGGAAGUGCAACAAUCCAAAUGGCCAUGGGCACAAUUAUAAAGUUGUGGUGACAGUACAUGGAGAGAUUGAUCCUGUUACAGGAAUGGUUAUGAAUUUGACCAACCUCAAAGAGUGUAUGGAGGAAGCAAUUAUGAAGCCUCUUGAUCAUAAGAAUCUGGAUCUUGAUGUCCCAUACUUUGCAGAUGUUGUGAGCACAACAGAAAAUGUUGCUGUGUAUAUCUGGGAAAACCUCCAGAAAUUUCUUCCUGUGGGAGUGCUAUAUAAAGUAAAAAUACAUGAAACUGACAAUAAUACUGUAGUUUAUAAAGGAGAAUAG
Messenger RNA from Orycteropus afer afer, 438 nucleotides. It is a transcript of the gene PTS, whose product is annotated as 6-pyruvoyltetrahydropterin synthase. NCBI's taxonomy places the organism in Eukaryota, Metazoa, Chordata, Mammalia, Tubulidentata, Orycteropodidae. The record is from RefSeq and is a predicted model, not a curated record. Gene Ontology annotation, cellular component: mitochondrion. Gene Ontology annotation, molecular function: 6-pyruvoyltetrahydropterin synthase activity. The transcript is spliced from 6 exons. Gene Ontology annotation, biological process: tetrahydrobiopterin biosynthetic process. Bases 1 to 438 code for a protein of 145 amino acids.